Messenger RNA from Salvia hispanica, 1803 nucleotides. Its product is annotated as protein GRAVITROPIC IN THE LIGHT 1. The record is from RefSeq and is a predicted model, not a curated record. Gene Ontology annotation, biological process: response to red or far red light; negative gravitropism. Lineage: Eukaryota; Viridiplantae; Streptophyta; Magnoliopsida; Lamiales; Lamiaceae.
UUGCCAAUUUCAAUACUUUUAUUUUGCAGUUGUUUUAAAAAAAAAUCGAAAAAAAGUGCAAAUCCCACUAAAUUUCAAAGCACAAAAUUAGGGGAAUUCGCCAAAAUAGAACACUAAAAAAUUCUUCAAAUUCAUUGAAUGUAUAGAUUCCGGGAGAUGGCGGAAAUAGACGGCGCUCCGUCGUCGGAGCAGCCGCCGCCGCCGAUUUCCGACAUGUUCCAGAAAUUCGCGCUCGCGUUCAAGACCAAAACCUACGAGCUCUUCGCCGAGGAAGACGACUACGCCGCCGUCGACUCCGAUUGCGACGUCGCCCUCCUCCUCGACUCCGCCGAGGAGUUCAUCCCCCACCAGAAAGUCGUCGUCAUCAAACCGGACUCGGGUAAUUCGGAUGCGGGAUUGAAUCGGGCUCUAAUUCCGUCUAUCUUCGCCACUCUCUCAUCGUUUGAAGCUUCGUAUCUGCAAUUUCAAGCGGCGCACGUGCCGGAUAUCGACGAGGCCGCCCUCGAGGAAGCUGAUAAGUCCAUCGUUUCGAUUCUGCAGAAAUUGACCGAGCUGAAGAAUUUGUACAGGGAAUCGAAGAGACAGGGGCCGGAGUUUAGUAAUGGUUUCGUCUUCCCCGCCGCGUCGUUCUGGGAAUUUCAGGUGCAGGAGAAUCAGAGCAAGCUCAGGGUUUUGGAGACGAUAGUCAAUACACAGCAGUCGCAGAUUGAUGUUAAGGAUGGCGAAGCAAUCGAAUUGAGGAAGAAAUUGGACAGGAUUAGGGCUUCAAAUUGCGAAUUGAUGCGGAAAUUGGGUUUAAAAGAGGGAGGCGCAGGUUUGGGGCUUGAGGUUAUGCUCACAAUUAGGGUUUUCGAGGCAAUGCUGCUGGAUUCAGUCAAAUCUAUGCGGUGUUUUGUGAAAUUGCUGAUUGAUCUGAUGCGAAGAGCAGGGUGGGAUUUGAAGGAAGCAGCCAAUUCUGUGUAUCCAGAUAUGAAUGUGAAUUACACGAAAAAGGGCCAUUUCCGGUAUGCAUUUCUCUCUUAUGUUUGCUUAGGAAUGUUUCAGAAUUUUGACAAAAUUGAUUUCGGAUUAUGCAAUUCUGAGAUCAUCUCCAAUGGUAAUGGCACUAAACAAAUCGAAAACGGUGCAACUGAUGGUGAUGCCAUUGAUUAUCUGAGGCAAUUGAUAGACCAUGUUUCCAAUAGCCCCAUGGAGAUGCUGAGCAAGAAUCCAAAAUGCGAGUUUUCGCGUUUCUGUGGGAGGAAGUAUGAGGAACUCAUACAUCCAACAAUGGAGUCUUCCAUCUUCAGCAACCUAGAUAGGAAGGAUAAGGUGCUGGAUUCUUGGAAGUCGUUGAGCGUGUUCUACGAGUCGUUUGUGAGGGCAGCAAGCUCGGUAUGGCUGCUUCACAAGCUGGCAUAUUCGUUCAAGCCCGUGAUCGAGAUCUUUCAGGUGGAGAGAGGGGUUGAGUUCUCGAUGGUGUACAUGGAGGAUGUCUUGGGGAGAUGUGGUCUGCCCGGGAAAAGUAGGCCGCGAGUCGGGUUCACGGUUGUGCCUGGUUUCAAAGUAGGGAGAACUGUUGUUCAGUCACAGGUUUAUCUCACUGACUUGAAACAUGUUGAGUUGUAUCAAGAUUUGUGAUGUUGUGCAUAUUUUGUGUUAGAGGUUUGUGGUUUUGGUCAUUACUUGUGUAUAAAGAAGAAAAUAUACUACUACCAUGAUUUCUCCUUUCUUUGUGUCAGUAUUUUCUAGUAGUAGAAAUGAUAUGUUACCACUUGUAUUUACAUGACACUGAAUCUAUUGAUUUGCUUGCUAUUGGUUUCA